Molecule: messenger RNA, 327 nt
Organism: Aphanomyces astaci
Lineage: Eukaryota; Oomycota; Saprolegniomycetes; Saprolegniales; Verrucalvaceae
Exons: 1
Coding region: 1-327 (108 amino acids)
Source: RefSeq, a predicted model, not a curated record
AUGUUGUUUAUGAAUGUUGCCCCGCAUUUUUCAUUCGUCAUGAGCGUAGGGAUAGACAUCAAGGUCGAGGGGAUUCCUUCCACCACGAGGACGUCUUGGAGUUUCAACUUCAUCCCCAUGGAUGUCUCCACGGUCAUGGUUCCGACCUUUGUCGUGACGGUUUUGGUACCGCUAGCCACUGUGACUGAUCUGCUACAGUCUCUCACGUCUCGUAGGGCGUCCACGUCCCCGGUCAUGUGUGCCGAUGCACCAGAGUCGACAAUUAUCUCUUUGUGGAGGACGGUGACGCGCAGUGCUGCCACUUCCUCUGCGCUCAGGGUUGGUUGA